AUGAAGAAGGCACCAGAAGAAGAACACCCUGUGAAGGCCUUCGGGUGGGCUGCUAGGGACCCAUCUGGGCAUCUCUCUCCGUUUAACUUCUCUAGAAGGGCAACUGAGGAUGAUGAUGUCAGGUUUAAGGUGUUGUACUGUGGAAUAUGUCACACCGACCUUCACACCAUCAAGAAUGAUUGGGGCUUCACUGCCUACCCUCUUGUUCCUGGUCACGAAAUUGCCGGGGAAGUGACAGAAGUGGGGAGCAAGGUGAAGAAAGUUAAAGUUGGAGACAAAGUAGGCGUUGGAUGCAUGGUUGGUGCAUGCCACACCUGCGAGAAUUGUAACAAUGACCUUGAAAAUUACUGUCCCCAAUGGAUACUCACCUAUGGUUUUGUUUACCAUGAUGGAACAAUCACAUAUGGCGGCUACUCGGAUACCAUGGUAGCUAAUGAGCGUUACAUCGUUCGGUUCCCAGAAAACAUGCCUCUUGAUGCUGGAGCUCCGCUCCUUUGUGCUGGGAUCACAGUGUAUAGUCCCCUGAAAUAUUUUGGUUUAGCUGAGCCGGGUAAGAAUAUUGGAGUUGUUGGCCUAGGCGGGCUUGGUCAUGUGGCUGUUAAAUUUGCUAAGGCUUUUGGGGCGAAAGUAACGGUAAUUAGCACCUCCAUUAGCAAGAAGGAUGAAGCUUUGGAGCGUCUUGGUGCUGACUCUUUUUUAAUUAGCCGUGACCAAGAACAAAUGCAGGCUGCCCAAGGCACUUUGGAUGGUAUCAUUGACACAGUAUCUGCUCCUCACCCGAUUUUUCCAUUAAUGGGUCUAUUGAAGUCCCAUGGAAAGCUUGUUAUAGUGGGUUUACCAGACAAGCCGCUGGAGUUAUCUGUCCUUCCUCUAAUUACAGGAAGGAAGAUGGUUACGGGGAGUGGCAUAGGAGGAAUGAAGGAGACACAAGAGAUGAUUGACUUUGCGGCAAAACACAACAUCACCGCAGACAUUGAGGUUAUUUCAAUGGAGUACGUCAACACGGCAAUGGAGCGUCUUGCUAAGGGUGAUGUUAGAUACCGGUUUGUCAUUGACAUUGGAAACACCUUGGAUGCUACCAAAGUACGUACCACUACUGCUGGGGAUGGCCCGUGCUGCCGUGCAGCCACCGUCGCCAAGCACAAGGGUCAAGGAAUGGCGAAAUCACCAGAGCAAGAGCACCCCAAGAAGGCCUUUGGAUGGGCUGCCAGGGACUCUUCGGGGCUCCUCUCGCCCUUCAAAUUCUCCAGAAGAGCAACAGGAGACGAGGAUGUAAGGUUCAGAGUUCUUUAUUGUGGGAUAUGCCACUCCGACCUUCACAUGAUCAGGAACGACUGGGGCAUGUCCACCUAUCCACUUGUCCCUGGGCACGAAUUCAUUGGGGAAGUGAUAGAAGUGGGGAGCAAGGUGAAGAAAGUUAAAGUUGGAGACAAAGUGGGCGUGGGAGGCGUGGUGGGUGCAUGUCAUUCCUGCGAGAACUGUAACAAUGACCUUGAAAUUUAUUGUCCCCAAAUGAUACUUACCUACAGUUCCUUUUACCACGAUGGAACAAUCACAUAUGGCGGCUACUCUGAUACCAUGGUAGCUAACGAGCGCUACGUCGUUCACUUUCCGGAAAACAUGCCACUUGACGUCGGAGCUCCACUACUUUGUGCCGGAAUCACAGUUUAUAGUCCUUUGAAAUAUUUUGGCCUCGCCGAACCGGGCAAGCAUAUUGGAGUUGUUGGCCUAGGUGGACUUGGUCAUCUAGCUGUUAAAUUUGCAAAGGCUUUUGGGGCGAAAGUGACUGUAAUUAGCACCUCCAUUCGCAAGAAGGAUGAAGCUUUGGAACAUCUUGGCGCCGACUCUUUUUUGCUUAGCAGUGAUCAAGAACAAGUGGAGGCUGCCAAGAAUACAAUGGAUGGUAUUCUUGAUACCGUAUCUGCUGUACAUCCCAUUUUGCCAUUAAUUGAUCUAUUGAAGUACCAUGGGAAGCUUGUUUUGCUGGGUGGACCAGAAAAGCCGCUUGAGCUACCCGUCCUUCCUCUACUUUUUGGUCGGAAGAUGGUUGCCGGAAGUGCCACCGGAGGAAUGAAGGAGAUACAAGAAAUGGUAGACUUUGCAGCAAAACACAGCAUCACAGCAGACAUUGAGACUAUUUCGAUGGAGUACGUGAACACGGCGAUGGAGCGCCUUGCUAAGGGUGAUGUUAAAUACCGAUUUGUCAUUGACGUUGGAAACACCUUGGCUGCUACCAACCCUGAAGACUAG
This is a messenger RNA of Corylus avellana, 2250 nucleotides long. Lineage: Eukaryota; Viridiplantae; Streptophyta; Magnoliopsida; Fagales; Betulaceae. The record is from RefSeq and is a predicted model, not a curated record.